AUGGCAGCGCAACCACGGAACAUCGGGUUCAUUGGGCUCGGCAUCAUGGGCCUCCCCAUGGCCAUCAACCUGGCCAAGAAGCUGCCCGCAAAGUCGCGGCUGUAUGCGUACGACAUCUCUGCCGAUGCGUUGGCGAAGCUGCUCGAGACGGAGAGCGAUACGGAUGUGCAGAUCUGCAAGUCGUCGCGGGAGGUGGCCUCCAACUCCGACGUGACCUUCACCAUGGUCCCCGAGGGCUCCCAUGUCCGAGCCGUGUACCUGUCCCCUGACGAUGGCAUCCUCGCCAGCAGCGAUCUCAGCUCCAAGAUCCUCAUCGACUGCUCGACGAUCGACACGGCCACCUCCAGCCUCGUCCGCAGCUCGCUCGCGACCCAGCACCCCACGGCGCGAUUCUACGACGCGCCCGUGUCGGGGGGCUCGCUCGGCGCCGCCGACGGCAGCCUGACGCUCAUGCUGGGCGCCGCCGCCGACGACCCCAACGGGCCCCUCCUGCGCGAGCUCCUCGGCCUGCUGGGCCGGUCGGUCUUCGCGUGCGGGGGCCCCUCGAUGGGUCUCACGGCCAAGCUGUGCAACAACUACUGCUCGGGCCUGAUCGCCAUCGCGACGGCCGAGGCCUUCAAUAUUGGGAUCCGCGCCGGGAUGGACCCGCGCGUGCUGGCCCAGAUCUUCGCCACGAGUACGGCUCAAAGUACCAUCUGCGACAAGUGGAAUCCCGUGCCGGGCGUCUGUCCGGCUGCCCCGGCUAGCAAGGACUACGCCGGGGGCUUCAAGGUGCAGCUGAUGAAGAAGGACUUUGGCCUGGCGGUCGCGGCGGCGGAGCAUGUGGGGGCCAGGUUACAGCUGGGAGAGGCGGGACUGCAGACCUACGCUGCUGCGAGCGAGGAUCCCAACUGUAGGGAUCGGGACUCGCGGGUUGUCUUUCGGUACAUAGGCGGGGACGAGGACUGGGCCACAAAGAUCCAGGGGAACCCGAGCAGCUAG
This is a messenger RNA of Drepanopeziza brunnea f. sp. 'multigermtubi' MB_m1, 981 nucleotides long. RefSeq lists its product as uncharacterized. Gene Ontology annotation, cellular component: mitochondrion. NCBI's taxonomy places the organism in Eukaryota, Fungi, Ascomycota, Leotiomycetes, Helotiales, Drepanopezizaceae. Gene Ontology annotation, biological process: L-valine catabolic process. The record is from RefSeq and is a predicted model, not a curated record. Gene Ontology annotation, molecular function: NAD binding; NADP binding; 3-hydroxyisobutyrate dehydrogenase activity.